GAGCCGCCGGCCGACUUCAUCUGCCCGAUCACGACCGAGCUCAUGAGCGACCCGGUGAUGGCGGCGGACGGGCAUGCUUACGAGCGGUCGGCGAUUGAGCGCUGGCUCGCGACCAAGUCGACGAGCCCGAUGACGGGCGAGGAGCUCGAGCUCACUCGGCUCUUCCCCAACCACAUCCUGCGCAGGAUGAUCCGAGAGUGGCGAGAGGCGCAU
Emiliania huxleyi CCMP1516 is the source of this 213-nucleotide messenger RNA. RefSeq lists its product as hypothetical. Gene Ontology annotation, molecular function: ubiquitin-protein transferase activity. NCBI's taxonomy places the organism in Eukaryota, Haptophyta, Isochrysidales, Noelaerhabdaceae. Gene Ontology annotation, biological process: protein ubiquitination. The record is from RefSeq and is a predicted model, not a curated record. The annotation marks the transcript as partial. The transcript has a single exon.